Messenger RNA from Oncorhynchus mykiss (rainbow trout), 6808 nucleotides. NCBI's taxonomy places the organism in Eukaryota, Metazoa, Chordata, Actinopteri, Salmoniformes, Salmonidae. The record is from RefSeq and is a predicted model, not a curated record.
UGUGCAUGUGACAAUAACCCAUUAAAACUUGUCCAAGACUACCACCUAGUGGACAGUUUACUUACUAAAAACGCUUUAUCAACUUGACCGGAUCCAGUUUGGCCCUCACUGACUAGCCGUAGUCAAAAGCGUCCUAGCAACGGGGCGGAUAGGAACCUUCAUUUAACAACAAGCUACUUAUCUCCCACAACACAAAACAACUUAUGUUACCGCUUAUACAGUCUUAAAUUAUAAUAUUUAUGUUUGUUUAAAAACAAUCUAUAUUCUCAAGUUAUCGUAUGAAGCGGGAUGGCUAUCAACAACCCAUCGGUGUUUCUGUUGAUGAUAAACGGACAGAUAGAAGGGGCGAAUUUUCCAGAGUAUGAUGACCUGUACUGUAAAUACUGCUUCGUCUACGGACACGACUGGGCUCCCACCUCGGGUCUAGAGGAGGGUAUAUCUCAGAUUACGUCGAAAGGCAGAGACUCUCCUCAGAGAAUGAUCUGGAAUUUUCCUCUGGAGAUCACCUUUAAGAGCACCAACCCAUUAGGCUGGCCUCAGAUCGUGGUAAGUGUCUACGGUCCUGAUACGUUUGGUAACGAUGUGGUCAGAGGAUACGGAGCAACACACAUCCCCUUCACUCCUGGACAACACACCAGAACCAUCCCAAUGUUUGUUCCUGAAUCCACAUCAAGACUACAGAAAUUCACAAGUUGGCUGCUGGGGCGGCGUCCAGAGUUCACCGAUCCUAAAGUCGUGGCCCAGGGAGAGGGCAGAGAAGUGACCAGGGUCCGUUCUCAGGGUUUCGUCUCCCUCUCCUUCCACAUUGUGACUAAAGACAUGAAGAGACUGGGUUACGACACCACACCUUCCGAGACCUCACACACUCUGUCACACACUGCUGCAGCAGGCAUCGGACCGGGAGACCAGCCCUACAGCACGUGACGGAAACACACACACACAAUCGGACCGGGAGACCAGCCCUACAGCACGUGACGGAAACACACACAGGGACCAAAGACAACACCAUCUCCCUCCCUGACCCCUGUGUGUGGUCCCAUCAGUAGCAGCUGGAUACUGUAGGUGUUAGUGAUGUCUGGUCUCUCUCCUCGAGGAACAGGAGAGCUUCUACCCGCCCACUUCCAUUCAGACUGAUCUAGGACCUGCUGAUCCACUGAUCCCUCUAUAAUACGGCUGGUUUAAAGACAUCUGACUGAUCCAGGACCUGCCUAUCCCCUCUAUAAUAAGGCUGGUUUAAAGACAUCAGGCUGGUUUAAAGACAUCAGACUGAUCCAGGACCUGCCGAUCCCCUCUAUAAUAAUCUAUCUGGACAGCUGACGAUGCAGUUUUUAAAAGAUAAUUUUCCCCGUUGACCAACAACAGCCUUUACAUGAAUGAAAACAAUGCCUUUUAAAUGUCUCUUUUUUUUAAAGCCGCAUUGUGUACAACCUUCAAAUGUAUUGAAUCCCCAGCCUCCCCGUUAAUAACCAGGUGUUCGUAAGUCAUCGUGUUCGGUCUGAGGAUCUGUGUCUCUCUCUCAGGGAAGUCUAGUUACUGUGUUACUAAAAAAAAAAAGGUCCCGAUUCAAAUCAGUUCCUCUUUACGUUUUGACAGCGUCGGAGGUGGAAGUGGGUUAAGAGCCGUCAAGGUUUCCAGAGGGCAUCCUCUGCGUUUAUAUCUAAAACGGGGGACGUUCCCCGACGGCUGCAUUAAGAUAAAUCCUCUGUGUUUAAAACGGGGGAUGUUCCCGGACGGCUGCAUUAAGAUAAAUCCUCUGUGUUUAAAACGGGGGAUGUUCCCGGACGGCUGCAUUAAGAUAAAUCCUCUGUGUUUAAAACGGGGGAUGUUCCCGGACGGCUGCAUUAAGAUAAAUCCUCUGCGUUUAUAUCUAAAACGGGGGACGUUCCCCGACGGCUGCAUUAAGAUAAAUCCUCUGCGUUUAUAUCUAAAACGGGGGACGUUCCCUGACGGCUGCAUUAAGAUAAAUCCUCUGUGUUUAAAACGGGGGAUGUUCCCGGACGGCUGCAUUAAGAUAAAUCUUCUGCGUUUAUAUCUAAAACGGGGGACGUUACCCGACAGCUGCAUUAAGAUAAAUCCUCUGCGUUUAUAACGGGGGACGUUCCCCGACGGCUGCAUUAAGAUAAAUCCUCUGCGUUUAUAUCUAAAACGGGGGACGUUCCCUGACGGCUGCAUUAAGAUAAAUCCUCUGCGUUUAUAUCUAAAACGGGGGACGUUCCCUGACGGCUGCAUUAAGAUAAAUCCUCUGCGUUUAUAUCUAAAACGGGGGACGUUCCCCGACGGCUGCAUUAAGAUAAAUCCUCUGUGUUUAUAUCUAAAACGGGGGACGUUCCCCGACGGCUGCAUUAAGAUAAAUCCUCUGCGUUUAUAUCUAAAACGGGGGACGUUCCCCGACGGCUGCAUUAAGAUAAAUCCUCUGCGUUUAUAUCUAAAACGGGGGACGUUCCCUGACGGCUGCAUUAAGAUAAAUCCUCUGCGUUUAUAUCUAAAACGGGGGACGUUCCCUGACGGCUGCAUUAAGAUAAAUCCUCUGCGUUUAUAUCUAAAACGGGGGACGUUCCCCGACGGCUGCAUUAAGAUAAAUCCUCUGUGUUUAUAUCUAAAACGGGGGACGUUCCCCGACGGCUGCAUUAAGAUAAAUCCUCUGCGUUUAUAUCUAAAACGGGGGACGUUCCCCGACGGCUGCAUUAAGAUAAAUCCUCUGCGUUUAUAUCUAAAACGGGGGACGUUCCCCGACGGCUGCAUUAAGAUAAAUCCUCUGCGUUUAUAUCUAAAACGGGGGACGUUCCCCGACGGCUGCUUUAAGAUAAAUCCUCUGCGUUUAUAACGGGGGACGUUCCCCGACGGCUGCAUUAAGAUAAAUCCUCUGCGUUUAUAUCUAAAACGGGGGACGUUCCCCGACGGCUGCAUUAAGAUAAAUCCUCUGCGUUUAUAACGGGGGACGUUCCCCGACGGCUGCAUUAAGAUAAAUCCUCUGCGUUUAUAUCUAAAACGAGGGACGUUACCCGACGGCUGCAUUAAGAUAAAUCCUCUGCGUUUAUAACGGGGGACGUUCCCCGACGGCUGCAUUAAGAUAAAUCCUCUGCGUUUAUAACGGGGGACGUUCCCCGACGGCUGCAUUAAGAUAAAUCCUCUGCGUUUAUAUCUAAAACGGGGGACGUUCCCCGACGGCUGCAUUAAGAUAAAUCCUCUGCGUUUAUAUCUAAAACGGGGGACGUUCCCCGACGGCUGCUUUAAGAUAAAUCCUCUGCGUUUAUAACGGGGGACGUUCCCCGACGGCUGCAUUAAGAUAAAUCCUCUGCGUUUAUAUCUAAAACGGGGGACGUUCCCCGACGGCUGCAUUAAGAUAAAUCCUCUGCGUUUAUAACGGGGGACGUUCCCCGACGGCUGCAUUAAGAUAAAUCCUCUGCGUUUAUAACGGGGGACGUUCCCCGACGGCUGCAUUAAGAUAAAUCCUCUGCGUUUAUAUCUAAAACGGGGGACGUUCCCCGACGGCUGCAUUAAGAUAAAUCCUCUGUGUUUAUAUCUAAAACGGGGGACGUUACCCGACAGCUGCAUUAAGAUAAAUCCUCUGCGUUUAUAUCUAAAACGGGGGACGUUACCCGACGGCUGCAUUAAGAUAAAUCCUCUGCGUUUAUAUCUAAAACGGGGGACGUUCCCCGACGGCUGCAUUAAGAUAAAUCCUCUGCGUUUAUAUCUAAAACGGGGGACGUUCCCCGACGGCUGCUUUAAGAUAAAUCCUCUGCGUUUAUAUCUAAAACGGGGGACGUUCCCCGACGGCUGCAUUAAGAUAAAUCCUCUGCGUUUAUAUCUAAAACAGGGGGACGUUCCCCGACGGCUGCAUUAAGAUAAAUCCUCUGCGUUUAUAUCUAAAACGGGGGACGUUCCCCGACGGCUGCUUUAAGAUAAAUCCUCUGCGUUUAUAACGGGGGACGUUCCCCGACGGCUGCAUUAAGAUAAAUCCUCUGCGUUUAUAACGGGGGACGUUCCCCGACGGCUGCAUUAAGAUAAAUCCUCUGCGUUUAUAUCUAAAACGGGGGACGUUCCCCGACGGCUGCAUUAAGAUAAAUCCUCUGCGUUUAUAUCUAAAACGGGGGAUGCUACCCGACGGCUGCAUUAAGAUAAAUCCUCUGUGUUUAUAUCUAAAACGGGGGAUGCUACCCGACGGCUGCAUUAAGAUAAAUCCCCUGCGUUUAUAACGGGGGACGUUCCCCGACGGCUGCAUUAAGAUAAAUCCUCUGCGUUUAUAACGGGGGACGUUCCCCGACGGCUGCAUUAAGAUAAAUCCUCUGCGUUUAUAUCUAAAACGGGGGACGUUCCCCGACGGCUGCAUUAAGAUAAAUCCUCUGCGUUUAUAACGGGGGACGUUCCCCGACGGCUGCAUUAAGAUAAAUCCUCUGCGUUUAUAACGGGGGACGUUCCCCGACGGCUGCAUUAAGAUAAAUCCUCUGCGUUUAUAUCUAAAACGGGGGACGUUCCCCGACGGCUGCAUUAAGAUAAAUCCUCUGCGUUUAUAUCUAAAACGGGGGAUGCUACCCGACGGCUGCAUUAAGAUAAAUCCUCUGUGUUUAUAUCUAAAACGGGGGAUGCUACCCGACGGCUGCAUUAAGAUAAAUCCCCUGCGUUUAUAACGGGGGACGUUCCCCGACGGCUGCAUUAAGAUAAAUCCUCUGUGUUUAUAUCUAAAACGGGGGACGUUACCCGACAGCUGCAUUAAGAUAAAUCCUCUGCGUUUAUAUCUAAAACGGGGGACGUUACCCGACGGCUGCAUUAAGAUAAAUCCUCUGCGUUUAUAUCUAAAACGGGGGACGUUCCCCGACGGCUGCAUUAAGAUAAAUCCUCUGCGUUUAUAUCUAAAACGAGGGACGCUACCCGACGGCUGCAUUAAGAUAAAUCCUCUGCGUUUAUAUCUAAAACGGGGGACGUUCCCCGACGGCUGCAUUAAGAUAAAUCCUCUGCGUUUAUAUCUAAAACGAGGGACGCUACCCGACGGCUGCAUUAAGAUAAAUCCUCUGCGUUUAUAUCUAAAACGGGGGACGUUCCCCGACGGCUGCAUUAAGAUAAAUCCUCUGCGUUUAUAUCUAAAACGGGGGACGCUACCCGAUGGCUGCAUUAAGAUAAAUCCUCUGCGUUUAUAUCUAAAACGAGGGACGCUACCCGACGGCUGCAUUAAGAUAAAUCCUCUGCGUUUAUAUCUAAAACGGGGGACGUUACCCGACAGCUGCAUUAAGAUAAAUCCUCUGCGUUUAUAUCUAAAACGGGGGACGCUACCCGACGGCUGCAUUAAGAUAAAUCCUCUGCGUUUAUAACGGGGGACGUUCCCCGACGGCUGCAUUAAGAUAAAUCCUCUGCGUUUAUAUCUAAAACGAGGGACGCUACCCGACGGCUGCAUUAAGAUAAAUCCUCUGCGUUCAUAUCUAAAACGGGGGACGUUCCCCGACGGCUGCAUUAAGAUAAAUCCUCUGCGUUCAUAUCUAAAACGGGGGACGUUCCCCGACGGCUGCAUUAAGAUAAAUCCUCUGCGUUCAUAUCUAAAACGGGGGACGUUCCCCGACGGCUGCACGGAGCGGCAUUAAGAUAAAUCCUCUGCGUUUAUAUCUAAAACGGGGGACGUUCCCUGACGGCUGCACGGAGCGGCAUUAAGAUAAAUCCUCUGCGUUUAUAACGGGGGACGUUCCCUGACGGCUGCACGGAGCGGCAUUAAGAUAAAUCCUCUGCGUUUAUAUCUAAAACGGGGGACGUUCCCUGACGGCUGCACGGAGCGGCAUUAAGAUAAAUCCUCUGCGUUUAUAUCUAAAACGGGGGACGUUCCCUGACGGCUGCACGGAGCGGCAUUAAGAUAAAUCCUCUGCGUUUAUAACGGGGGACGUUCCCUGACGGCUGCACGGAGCGGCAUUAAGAUAAAUCCUCUGCGUUUAUAACGGGGGACGUUCCCUGACGGCUGCACGGAGCGGCAUUAAGAUAAAUCCUCUGCGUUUAUAACGGGGGACGUUCCCUGACGGCUGCACGGAGCGGCAUUAAGAUAAAUCCUCUGCGUUUAUAACGGGGGACGUUCCCUGACGGCUGCACGGAGCGGCAUUAAGAUAAAUCCUCUGCGUUUAUAACGGGGGACGUUCCCUGACGGCUGCACGGAGCGGCAUUAAGAUAAAUCCUCUGCGUUCAUAUCUAAAACGGGGGACGUUCCCUGACGGCUGCACGGAGCGGCAUUAAGAUAAAUCCUCUGCGUUCAUAUCUAAAACGGGGGACGUUCCCUGACGGCUGCACGGAGCGGCAUUAAGAUAAAUCCUGCUCUCACUUUAUUUGUAUUUGUUUUUUAAUGUAUCCUUAAUAUAUUUAACUAGGCAACAAGUCAGUUAAGAACAAAUUCUUAUUUACAAUGACGGCCUACCGGGGAACAGCGGGUUAACUGCCUUGUUCAGGGGCAGAUUUUGUACCUUGUCAGCUCGGGGAUUCGAUCUUGCAAUCUUGCAACCUUUCGGGUUACUAGCGCUAACCACUAGGCUACCCUGCCGAUAAGUAACUGGUUAAGGUUAGCAGAAGGAUUUUUCAAAUCCUGAGCAUCUUUAUUUUCUAUAUAUCCUCCACUUUCUCCUUCUGAGCGUCUUUAUUUUCCAAAUAUCCUACACUUUCUCCUUCUGAACGUCUUUACGAUAGUAGGACGGGGCGUGGCUUCCUGACAACGAUCACCGAUUGGACAGCCACCCAACCUCCAAAAAAAACAAAAACAUCGGCUUCUAGCUUAUGCCGGUUAUCGCUUGAUCUGUGUUGUAGUUUUUGGACUGAUAAUAAAAUGUGUUUCAUGAACAAGGUG